Plenodomus lingam JN3 is the source of this 255-nucleotide messenger RNA. RefSeq lists its product as uncharacterized. NCBI's taxonomy places the organism in Eukaryota, Fungi, Ascomycota, Dothideomycetes, Pleosporales, Leptosphaeriaceae. The record is from RefSeq and is a predicted model, not a curated record.
AUGCCUUUUGCUGCUCGUUCAUUAUUAAAGGACCAAGAGUGUCCUCUUCAUCUGGACGAACCCCAAAUCCUAAACACGUAUGUGUGCAUGGGAGACUGCGAGAGUGAGCUUCAUGUAGCGCUAUGUUUUUCACGCAAAGUCUGUCUUGGUGAGCCAAUUAUUGUCAAGACGGGAGAGGCGAAGGCGAGUGUUGAGACAAAGAUGCUGCGCCACGGCGUCACCGACUUUACACAAGGGCAGAUGAUGGCGUUGUGA